Medicago truncatula (barrel medic) is the source of this 1808-nucleotide messenger RNA. Its product is annotated as protein DETOXIFICATION 16. The transcript is spliced from 8 exons. The coding region runs from base 272 to 1714 and encodes 480 amino acids. The record is from RefSeq and is a predicted model, not a curated record. Gene Ontology annotation, molecular function: antiporter activity; xenobiotic transmembrane transporter activity. NCBI's taxonomy places the organism in Eukaryota, Viridiplantae, Streptophyta, Magnoliopsida, Fabales, Fabaceae. Gene Ontology annotation, biological process: xenobiotic detoxification by transmembrane export across the plasma membrane. Gene Ontology annotation, cellular component: membrane.
UUAAUUAUGUUAAAGACAAGAAAACUCUUGAAAAAUGAGAAAAGCUGCAUGAGUGACAAGAAGAUAUCAUGCAUUUGUACAACACAUACAUACAAUUGACAAAAAAAUUUGCGGAGGUUCGGUUGUGACGAAUGCAUUAUUCAUUGUGGUCACUGCUUUCUUUGUACUCUUCUUCUUCUUUCUAUGACUUAUACCGUUAAAUAUCGGGUUUCCGGUGACAUUUAACAAAAUCUGUAUAAGGUAGGAACUUGAGUGAUUACAGAAAAUAUCAAUGAUGAGAAGUGAGAGACAAGAGUUAGUGAUAGCAGAAUUGAAGAGACAACUAUGGUUAGCAGUUCCUCUGUCCUCUGUUGGAAUCUUACAAUACAUUCUACAAACAAUUUCUAUUAUGUUUGUUGGACAUCUUGGUACUCUCCCACUUUCUGGUGCUUCCAUGGCCACUUCCUUUGCAUCUGUUACUGGCUUCACAUUACUGAUGGGAAUUACUAGUGCACUGGACACAUUUUGUGGUCAAUCAAAUGGAGCAGAACAGUACCAUAUGCUUGGAAUACACAUGCAAAGAGCCAUGAUUGUGGUUUCAAUUGUGAGUGUAUUCCUUGCCAUCAUAUGGGCAAAUACAAAACAAAUUUUAGUUGUUAUGCAUCAGGACAAAGCCAUAUCCAAGGAAGCUGGUUCAUACGCGUUGUUUCUGAUACCGAGUUUGUUCGCAUAUGGUCCUCUCCAGUGCAUUCUCAAGUUCUUGCAAACACAAAACAUUGUCCUCCCAAUGGUGAUAACUUCUGGGAUUGCAGCUUUGCUUCAUACCCUUUUGUGUUGGCUUUUGGUUUUUGAAUUUAAGCUUGGAAGUAAAGGGGCAGCUAUAUCCAAUUCUAUAUGUUAUUGGGUCAAUGUGUUGUUGAUUUCACUCUAUGUAAAAUUUUCUUCUACUUGUAAACAAACAUGGACAGGGUUUUCAAAGAGAGCUCUGCAGGAUCUCUUUGUUUUCCUUAGACUUGCUAUACCUUCAGCUCUCAUGGUCUGCUUGAAAGUGUGGACUUUUGAAUUGAUGGUUCUCAUGUCUGGUCUUCUUCCUAAUCCAGUAAUAGAAACUUCAGUGCUUUCAAUAUGCCUUAAUACAUUUGGUCUAGCUUGGAUGAUCCCUUUUGGGUGCAGUUGUGCUGUCAGCAUACGGGUGUCGAAUGAACUGGGAGGUGGAAAUCCAAAUGGUGCAAGUCUAGCAGUUCGUGUGGCGUUAUCGAUAUCCUUCAUUGCAGCCUUAUUUAUGGUUUUAAGUAUGAUUCUAGCCAGGAAAGUGUGGGGGCAUCUUUACAGUGAUGACAAACAAGUCAUCAGAUAUGUGUCAGCUAUGAUGCCAAUUUUGGCUAUCUCCAGUUUCUUAGAUGCCAUCCAAAGUACACUUUCAGGUGUUCUUGCAGGAUGCGGGUGGCAGAAGAUCGGUGCCUAUGUGAAUCUUGGUUCAUUUUAUGUUGUAGGUGUACCAUGUGCUGUUGUAUUAGCCUUUUUUGUACACAUGCAUGCCAUGGGACUGUGGUUAGGGAUCAUCUCUGCAUUUAUUGUGCAAACUUCACUUUACAUAAUUUUUACCAUUCGUUCUAACUGGGAGGAAGAAGCAAAGAAAGCUCAAAGCAGAGUAGAGCGCUCAACCACCACCCCAAAUACUACUACCCUCAGAGACAGCAUUUCACCAUCUCAAAAACUUGAACAAAUUCCCUAAUCAAUUUAUUGUAUGGUUUAUUAUUGGUUUUGUUGUGUUGAAUCAUAGCAAAACCUUCCACCAUGCACCUUAAUAAAAGUAGUGUCCUUAGGAA